Molecule: messenger RNA, 2186 nt
Organism: Myotis daubentonii (Daubenton's bat)
Lineage: Eukaryota; Metazoa; Chordata; Mammalia; Chiroptera; Vespertilionidae
Gene: SLAMF6
Product: SLAM family member 6
Biological process (GO): positive regulation of type II interferon production; T-helper 17 cell lineage commitment; T cell activation
Cellular component (GO): external side of plasma membrane; membrane
Source: RefSeq, a predicted model, not a curated record
GGAAGCGGAAGUUUCUAUUUGAAGCACUCGAAGAUUCACCCUUGAAUGAUCUUUACUGGCGGGAAGUCUCCAGCACCAAUGCUAAGAGCAUGAUCUGGCUGCUCCAGUUUCUCUCGCUUCUCUCCGGCCUUGGCCCAGGGAACACAGUUUCACAAACCCAAGCACGCCCAUUGCUGGUGGACGGGGUGCUGGGGGAGUCGGUAACUCUCCCCCUGAAGUUUCCUGCAAAAGAAGAGAUCCAGUCCAUCACCUGGCUUCAUAAUGGAGCAUCUAUCAUCUUCAUACCGAAAGAGCCAGCACAAAGCCAGGUGACUGAUCCAACACGGAAAGAUCGACUGAAAGUCAUCCAGUCCUCCUCCUUGCAGAUCAACAACCUGACAAUGGCAGACAGCGGACCUUACCGUGCCCAGAUAACCACAGCAACCUCCAGAGAGAUGUAUGAUUACAAUCUGUCGAUCUUCAGACGACUGAGGAACUUACAAGUGGCUAAUCACACUCAACUCUUUGAGAAUGGGAGCUGUGAGAUCCAACUGACCUGCUCUGUAGAGAAUCCAAAUGACCAUGCCUCGUUCAGGUGGCAGGUCGCAGGAAACACAAUCCUGGAGGAAGCAAACCUCACUAUCUCUUGGGAGCCCAAGGAUUCCAGUGAAGAGACAUACACUUGCAUCGCUAAGAAUCCUGUCAGCAAUUUAUCCUUCUCUUUCUCUGUCCAAAGUCUCUGCAAAGGUGGUUUUAACAAAAAAAAUCAACUCUCGGUUAUCCUAUGGAGUACUCUAGUGCCUUCUUUGAUCUGCAUCUCUGUGUCCUUAAUUCUUUGGAAGAAGAAAAAAGUAGCAGGUUCCUUACACUUUUCUACCCAGCAAACCCAGAGUCCUGCAGAGACCCCGAGGGACCACUCAGGGAAUGCGCCAGCCUGUCCAGAGAACACUGUGUACGCUCAGGUCACUCAUCCAAACACGGACAAAACAUGCUUCAGAUAACAUGCCUGGAUACUGACUUUCCCUUUGGUAACUAAGCAAAUGAAGUUAUGGUUGAUGGAGAGACUCUAAUUCAGAAGACAACCACUUCUCUUUUAGAAAGCAGCAGAAUUGUGACACAUGAGAUGGCUUUGUCUGUGGGAGCCAAAUGAGUAUGAGUACUUCGGGAGAGGAUACGUUAGGAGACAAUGCAAUGUGCUGAUUAUGUGUGUUGUCUUUGGAAUUGGAUAGACUCGUGCUCAAAUCAUGUACUAGACAUAUCUCCUGGAACAUGCUACCUAAGCUCUUUGGUCUCCUAGACUGGAAAAGGCGGGUGGUAAUACAUCAGCCCUAUUACUCAAACCAGGAACCUGAGUUAUCUUUGACUUCAGCUUCUCUAUCACCUUUGGACUCUACCUCCAAAUGUAUAUCUGAACCUUAUCCACGUCUUUACAAAUCUUCAACAUCAUCCUAUAUCUAACCAUUAUCAUCUCUAACCUGGAAUACUACAAUAAACGGAACAAUUCUCCCCAGUUUUGCUCUUACCUCCCUCCACUCCAUUUUCCAAAAGACAGCCAGAGUAGUGUUUUUAAUAUAAAUCAGAUCUUUCACUUGUCUGCUUAAAACUCUGCAAUAUUUCUCCAUGCACUCAGAAUGAAAUUGCAUCUGCAUGACCCUGGAUGGUCUCUGGCCCACCUCCAGCCUCAGCUAUUAUCACUCUCCCACCGCUAUCUCUGUUUAUCCUCCCUGAUCUUCUUUCAGCUCCUCCAUUAAAGGAAAGAGUUCUUUAAGGUAGAAUUAUUCACAUCUGCCUUAAGGCCCUACCACUGCCUGCUCAGCUCCUCCUCACUCUUUAGGUCUCAGUUUACAUAUGUCACCUUCUAAAAGAGACCUUCUCAGACCUCUCUAUCCAGUGCUCUCCCCAUUUUUCUGUCACACUUCCGUCAUUUAUCAUAUGUCAAAACAUACUUAUUUUUAUUGGUUUAAUAUGAGUUUCUCCUACUAUACCAUAAACUUUCCAGGAAUAGGGACCAUAAUAAUUUUAUUUAUCACUGUUUCCCUAGCACCUAACACAGUAUGUAGCACAUAGAAAAUGUUCAACAAAUAUUUUAACUAAAUGAAUGAAUGUGUUAUAAAAUUGUAUGAGAAUUAAAUUAGAUAAUGUACCUGAAGUCUUUAGCAUAGUGCUUAGCUCAUAAACGUGCUCAAUAAAUGUUAGCUAUUGUUGUU